Hevea brasiliensis (rubber tree) is the source of this 1675-nucleotide messenger RNA. RefSeq names its product 1-aminocyclopropane-1-carboxylate oxidase 5. The record is from RefSeq and is a predicted model, not a curated record. Lineage: Eukaryota; Viridiplantae; Streptophyta; Magnoliopsida; Malpighiales; Euphorbiaceae. The coding region runs from base 545 to 1666 and encodes 373 amino acids. The transcript is spliced from 3 exons.
GUGGUCCAUCGAUGCUUCUACCCCAUGGUCCCCAUCAACUUCGCAGCCUCAAUCUUUAGGAAACACAGGUAAAGAGUGAUGCUUAAGUAGCUAUCAGUACUGUUCCUGGUGUGCAGGGUGCGACAAAGGGUUUAGUGUGUCAGCAGGGAAGAAUGGGUUUUGGUCACCAUGGUAACCCCAUCAGCAGCGAGAGCUAUAGCCCUUGUCAGCCUGCUGGCUAGUGCUGGCUAUCAAAGAGACUUGAGAGGACGAAUACGAGAGUGAAAGUUGUAAAGGUUGAGAUCAGAAAAAGAAAAGCACAUCAUUUCAAAAGAAAGUAAAACCUUGCUUAGUGAUGAUUCUUCAUGUAUCUAUAAUGUCCAUGACAGGGCAAUCAUUGCUGCUCCUUAACACUUUUUCUUUUCUUUAAUUAUGUAUAAAGAAAUAAAGAAAGAAAGAAAAAGAAUGAGAAUUCUAUUCUUUAAAACACUAUAAUAUCUCUCUACAGCAAGCAAAAAAGAAUUGUUUACCGUGCCUGAGUUCAGUUUUAAAUAGUAUCAUAUUCAUGGCAUUUUCAUCACCUCAUACCAUGCCUGAAAAUCCCAUUGAUUUCCGUGCCCCGCCUCCAUCUCCGAUCGCCUCUGGCCGGAGAUCAUCCGUGGCCAAUGAUGAUGUGCUUACUGAAUUUCUUGAGCACUCACUGCGUGUGCCGGAUUUAGUUUUGCCAGAUAAGAUCUUCCCUAGGCAAAAGAUUGUUGAAACACCCCCCAGAAUCGAUUUCCAAUCAUUACAUUCUGCAGAAAGUGAUUCAAUUUCCAGGAUUUUGGAUUCCCUUGAAAGGAUUGGAUGCUUUCAACUGGUUAAUUAUGGAAUUCCAAGUGAUUUUACAAGAUUGGUGCUGGCCAUGGCUGCCGGAAUAUUUAGGGUGCCACCAGAGAAAAGGGUGGCUGUGACAAGGUCCCUGGAAAAGCCAUAUGGGUUCGAGGAAGUGCAUGGAGAGGAGGAAAGCGAAUUGAGUGAAGAGUUCGUGUGGUGUAGAGAUGAGAAGUUGAAGGUAGAUAUGGAGGAAAUACACGCAGCUGGAUAUUCAAAUUUCAGUGAGAAAAUGGAAACUCUUGUAUCUGAUAUGGAAAAUGUAGCGGAGAAAAUUCUACAAGUUCUCAGAGAAAAUUCUCAGAAAAAGACAACGUAUGGGGAAGAUAUUAUGCAGGGGCUAGAUCUUGUUGGAUCAGUAUGUUAUCUUUACAAGCAUAAACAUGAUCAUAGAGCUAACUCCUUAGGAUAUGAUGUGAUCAGAAUGCUGAUAAGGGGAAUUGAUUAUUCUCAUGCCUUGUGCUUGCACAUAUGCGAUGGGUCUUCAGAGUUUCAUGUUUACUCCAAAAAAGGAUGGGUGUCUUUCUCCCCGGAUAAAGAUGCAAUAGUCGUCACUGUUGGAGAUCAAACACAGACUCUGAGUGGUGGGCAAUACAAGCAUGUGUUGGGAAGGCCAAUCUUCAAAGGUGAGGAAGAGGACGCCAUUUCAAUGGCUUUUCUCUAUUCUCCUCCAAGCUUCACCAAAAGCAGCAGCAGCACCACCCCUACCAAAUCAGAAAUGGGAAAGACUAUUUCCCUUGGCCAACAAGUUAUAGUUGCAAUAAUUUUGACUCUUGUAUAUCAUUUUUUUGUUUAUAUUUAUAAGGAAGUUUGAUUUUGUGAA